AAUCCCGUUUUUUUUUUGUUUUGCUGUUAUAGUAAAGGCCAGUAUCCAUCCCUGGAUGCUACCAUAUAACGCCUUAUUUUGUAAGCACUGAGCAUGUCCCAAUUGUCGUCUCGAUUGCCAGGGGCAACGGCCAUUCGUGAUUGUUUAUUUCUUCCUCAACUCCACUGUGUCAAAUCCAGCGAAUCCAGGGACGUUCUAGAAAUUGUUCAGAGAUGGCUGCAAAAGCCACUACGAUUAAAGAAGCCCUCAAACGAUGGGAGGAACGGAACAAAAGCAACUCCCUAGAGGACAAGGAAAUCGACCUAUGCUUUCAGUGGCCCCCGAUUGAGAAGAUGGAUGCAACUUUGUCGACGCUGACCGUUUGCGAAAAACUAUCCAUGUCAACGAAUAUGAUCGACAAAAUCUUCGGCUUAAGUGGAAUGAAAAAUCUCAGAGUGCUUUCACUGGGCCGCAACUACAUUAAAGCUAUUUCCGGCUUGGAGGGUGUCAGCGAUACUCUGGAGGAGCUGUGGAUUAGCUAUAACUUAAUCGAAAAGCUAAAAGGAAUAAACGUACUCAAGAAACUAAAGGUGCUGUACAUGAGUAAUAACCUGGUGAAGGAUUGGGUUGAAUUCAAUCGAUUGGCCGAUUUGCCGAUGUUGGAGGAUUUGCUGUUCGCCGGCAAUCCGCUUGUGGAAUCGAUGGAAGAAAGUGUCUGGAGGGCAGAGGCAAGUAAGCGGUUGCUAUCCUUGAAGAAACUGGACGGCGAAACGGUGAUUCGUGAAGAAGGCGAUAAGCAGGAACCACAAGCGAUAGCUGCUCAGCAGGAGAAGGCACAAUAAUUUUGUUGCAUUUGCUUCAGGGAUGUUUCGAAGAUAAAGAGGCUUCACUUAUAUAAAGAAGAACAAUUCAUUCGGUUUAUUGAUGUCCUAUUGCUUAUUGCUGAGUUAUGAAGAUCGGUUAAGCACAAUUUGAAAAUUUUCGGUCACCAAAUAGUCAUCACCAAAUAUUACCACCAAAUUGAUUUCAAACUCUAGAAAAUAAACGA
Uranotaenia lowii is the source of this 1027-nucleotide messenger RNA. RefSeq names its product dynein axonemal light chain 1 (gene ODA-Dnal1). Lineage: Eukaryota; Metazoa; Arthropoda; Insecta; Diptera; Culicidae. Gene Ontology annotation, cellular component: cytoplasm. The record is from RefSeq and is a predicted model, not a curated record. The transcript has 2 exons. Bases 213 to 821 code for a protein of 202 amino acids. Gene Ontology annotation, molecular function: protein kinase binding.